Wyeomyia smithii (pitcher-plant mosquito) is the source of this 2083-nucleotide messenger RNA. RefSeq names its product pescadillo homolog. Lineage: Eukaryota; Metazoa; Arthropoda; Insecta; Diptera; Culicidae. Gene Ontology annotation, biological process: maturation of LSU-rRNA from tricistronic rRNA transcript (SSU-rRNA, 5.8S rRNA, LSU-rRNA); ribosome biogenesis. The transcript has 2 exons. Gene Ontology annotation, molecular function: RNA binding. The coding region runs from base 196 to 2022 and encodes 608 amino acids. The record is from RefSeq and is a predicted model, not a curated record. Gene Ontology annotation, cellular component: nucleolus; PeBoW complex.
ACGUGCUUCCUAGAGUGUCAUAUAAUUCAUAACAUUUCUUUUCAUCCACAGCUCCGUUGGGGCAUGUUGUUAAGCAGUUUUGCUUCAGAGAAAAUUGCUUUUUCGUGAAUUUUUUUUCUUUUUCUGUCUUAAAAGUGCUCGUGAGUAGCAGACUGUAAUAAGUUUUAAUACUUUGUUAAUUCAUAUUUAAGCAGGAUGGUGAAACGUAAUCACAAGUAUCAAUCCGGCGAGGGUGCUCAGUACAUGACACGGAAGGCAGCAAUGCGCAAAUUGCAACUUUCAAUGCAGGACUUCCGUCGGUUAUGUAUUUUGAAAGGAAUUUAUCCCCGCGAACCAAAACAUCGAGUUAUUGCCCAACGCGGCAGUACCGAUAUAAAGAUUCUCUUCCACAAAAAAGAUAUAACGUUCCUUCUGCAUGAGCCCAUUGUAUGGACGCUUCGAGAAAGAAAAAUUUUCAACCGACGAAUAGCACACGCACGUGCGAAAGGAAAUAAUCUGCUGAAAAAUGUCCGGAUGGCAAAUUACCCGGAGAUAAAGCUGGAUCACAUUGUCAAGGAGCGAUUUCCAACUUUCAUGGAUGCGAUUAAGGAACUGGAUGAUUGUAUGACAUUGCUGUUUUUAUUCAGUACAUUCCCUGCAACGAAGGUCAUUACUAGGGAUCUUACUUCGUUAGCAAGGCGAUUAACAAUUGAGUUUAUGCAUUAUGUGAUUGCAGCUAAAGCCCUAAGAAAGGUGUUUGUAUCAAUUAAGGGUUACUACUUCCAGGCGGAUAUUAAAGGGGAACUGGUCACCUGGAUUGUUCCUCAUUAUUUUCCCUUCCAGCCACAAAGAAAAGAAUAUGUAGACUUCAAAAUAAUGCGUUCAUUUGCCGACUUCUUUGUUGUGAUGGCUGGUUUUGUUAAUUUCAGACUUUACAAUACACUGAAUUUAGUCUAUCCACCGACAUUUUCUGUUUCGCUAGAUUCUAAAAAUAGUCAAACAAAUGAAGAUACAUUUGUUUCGGAACGAAUCGCUGCUUUGAACAUGGAUUUGUUGCGAUCGGAUAGUGGAACUGUAGACGAAGAAGACGAGGCAAUAGAUUUACAGUUGUUGGAAGGUGAUAAAGACUCUGAUCAGGCAAGAAAGAUUCAGGAGGAAGCGCUAAGUUUGAACAAACUUAAGACUCUUUUCAAAGGAUUGAAGUUUUUCAUCAAUCGAGAGGUACCUCGUGAGCCACUUGUAUUUAUUAUUCGUUGCUUCGGGGGCCGAGUUUCCUGGGAUAGAAAUCUCUUUGUGGGCGCUACUUUUGAUGAAACAGAUGAAACCAUCACCCAUCAAAUUAUAGAUCGACCAAGUCUUAGCCAGCAGUACAUUUCUCGGGACUACGUGCAACCGCAGUGGAUUUUUGAUAGUGUUAAUCAGAGAAAGCUUUUGCCAACAAACAAGUACUUUGUUGGGGCAGUUCUGCCGCCACAUCUGUCACCGUUCCAUAAUGAUUCAAUAUAUGUUCCACCGGAGGAAGCCUCCUUGCAGGAGGGUAACGAAUUUGAGAAGCAAGACCGCGAGGAUGGAAUAUCUGAUGACGAAGAUGAUAAUACAGAUCAGCACCGUUUAGAGGAAGAAACCGCUCGGAAGCAGGUUCAGCUUGAUUAUGCUUUGGAAAAAGCAUUCCGAGAAGAAAAUUCAGAAGUUUAUACCUCCAGCGAUAAAGCAGAGGACAAGUCCAAAAAAGAUGAGGAACAUUCAGGCGAGGAAGAUACUAAAAGGAAGGAGAAAAAGAAAAAGAUGGCCGUGGUAAGCGGAAAGAUUUUCAAAGAAAAUCCAAAAGAACAGAAACAGUUAACCAAACAGGAGGAAGCGUUGCGAGCGAAAAUGGUCAAGUCCCGACACAAGAAGCUUUACCGCAAGAUGAUGGACAAACAGAAGAAGGCAACCAAGGAAGCGAACCUUCUGAAGGAAAAGCGACAGCAGAUCGACAAACAAAAACGACUGGCACAGACGGAAAAGCGGAAGACAGAGAGAAAAAAUAUUUUGGCCAAAUAGAGGUCAUGCAUAAGUUUUAUCACUUAUUCGUAUUAUAUGAAUAAAUAAUAUGUUAAAAAUA